Glossina fuscipes is the source of this 526-nucleotide messenger RNA. RefSeq names its product 40S ribosomal protein S28. The transcript has a single exon. Gene Ontology annotation, cellular component: ribosome; cytosolic small ribosomal subunit. Gene Ontology annotation, biological process: translation; ribosomal small subunit assembly; maturation of SSU-rRNA. NCBI's taxonomy places the organism in Eukaryota, Metazoa, Arthropoda, Insecta, Diptera, Glossinidae. The record is from RefSeq and is a predicted model, not a curated record. Gene Ontology annotation, molecular function: structural constituent of ribosome. Bases 104 to 301 code for a protein of 65 amino acids.
UUAAUGGAUUGACAGACAUUUAUCUCUUUUACAUCCGGCAUUCAACUGAGUUAUAUCGCACGUGAAUAAUUUUAUUUAAAGUAAUAAGAUUUGUUAGAGAAUAAUGGAUAAGCCAGUUGUUUGCGCUCGUGUCAUUAAAGUAUUGGGUCGUACUGGUUCCCAAGGUCAAUGUACCCAAGUAAAAGUCGAAUUUAUUGGUGAACAGAACCGGCAAAUUAUUCGCAAUGUGAAAGGACCUGUGCGGGAAGGUGAUAUUUUAACUUUGCUAGAGUCCGAGCGCGAAGCAAGAAGACUACGUUAGGAAAUUAAGUAUUUAAAGAUUUAUUUUCUUUAAAAAUGUCUACUAUGUUGUAUUUAAAAAGUAAAUACAUGUACAAAAGCAAAAUGUAUAGAAAUAGUUUUUUUUGCAGCAACUACUGGCAAAAAAUAAAUAUUGUUAAUCUGUACAUUGAACGGUAAUCUUACUUCGAAUUUUGUAAUAUUAAAUAAAUAAACAUCGAAAAUAUUAAAAUUUUCAACACGAUCA